This is a messenger RNA of Mesorhabditis belari, 3171 nucleotides long. The record is from the annotation of a GenBank genome assembly. Lineage: Eukaryota; Metazoa; Nematoda; Chromadorea; Rhabditida; Rhabditidae.
AUGGGCACCGAUAAAGAAAGAUCCAUCGAAGUGGAGCGAGAUUGGGACGGAACAAAAAAACCCUACUUGUUCAAGGAGCUCGAUAGCCUCAAGUUGGCGUACUUCGUCGAGCGAGAGGUUUUUGAAAAACAAGAAGCCGUGGUGAAUCGCGUCAACGAUAGAGCCGCGAAAUCGACAUUCGGGAUCCCGGUGAUGUCGAAGCUCAUGCACAAGGAGGAAAUCAACGCUUAUCUCAAUCAAAUGGUUGAGCCGCUGAUCGAGGAAGCCAUCCAUGCCAAGACGAAUAGGAAUAAGCGAACCGCCAAGGCGUUGGGUACACGAUGUGUCGACAUUGUUCUUGCGCUUGGACAAACUCAACGCGCAAUUCGGAUCAACAAAAAGCUCAACUUCUAUCAUGACAUGCUCGAUGUUUGGACUAAAGCAGAGACAAAGGGGGGAUUCGGAGAUGAGGCCGUUGUCGAUUGGGCAAGCGUUGGUAAACGGCCGGCAACGCUGUGCUUAGCAAAUGUUGCAUUUGGCGAUUACCUUGGACCCAGAGCUCUUCAAAAACAUCUUUCUUACUACGCCGAGAUGAUCAACGUUCAGGAUGCGUUCAUCAUUGCUACAAGAAGACUUGGCUGGGAACAUCCAUUAACGUUGAAUUUGUUCAAUCGCUGGAAGACCGAUGCUGCUCCCCCCAAAAACGACACGAAGCCAACCCAAAUUGUGAACAAGGAUUCUGUGGCGCCCAAUGAUACUGGCAAUGCACAACACGAACCGACUUCAAAAGAAGCACCACCGCUUGAAGAAGUCAGCUCUCAGAAAAUGACGCCAGAUGUUAAGCCGCCUACGCUUUAUGCCGUUUGUGAUUCGCAACAGCCAGCAUAUCAUGGGCCGCUCAUAGACACUUUCAAGGCAAGUCACCCUAUCCAAAAUGGUUCUGACGAUCGAUGCUCUCCUCUGUCGAUUUUCUCCUCUGAUCGAAUGAUCCCAGUUCCACACCCAGACAUCUUUGCAGGGCCCCCACCACCUCUACAAUCAAAUGAUGUCCGUUUGGCCUAUGUGAAACCUCAGGUACCAUGCACUGUUGUCCCGAAUAUACAAUCGAAAAAACCACUUAAGUAUUUUGAGGAGGGACCAUUCAAUUUGGAUUCAACUCCGAUUCAAAAAGCAGUAGUAGAUGACCUCAAUGAGGGACCGAGUAAUCGUCCCACUUCAUUGCCCACCUCGCAAGCACAGUUGAUUCAAGAGUUGGCCGGUGUUUAUCUACCAAAUGAUCCAAACACCACCGCCCGCAUUCAAGAGCCCCGGCAGAAUGUGCAAAAUCUACAAAACAACAAUCACUUUGGUGUGAUGAGGGAUCGUUUAUUUCAUGCAUUGCUGGUGAAGUUGGCGCUGGGUUAUCACCGAAGGGUCAGCCGUUUCUGGAGGAGAACGAUCGAGUGUGUCGCGCUAUUGGCGGCGGUUUUCUCAUUAGCAGUUCUCCUUUUCGUGCAUUUGAUGUUCAGCCGCUCGUCGACAACGUGUCUUGAUCAUAUAAAAGAAAUCUGGCCAAAAGACGGAGUACUCCGGGUUGAGAUCAUUCACAAUCUCGACGUUUUGGAGGCGAAAGAGAAAUGGAUCAAUCAGAUGCAAGAAUGGCAUAAAUCGCAAAUGGUCGAGCCGAGGAGUUGCGCCUUCAAUCCGGCUCACGUUUUUCUUUAUGGACCCGAUGUGAUACCGGCAGAGAUCCGAGCACUUGGCUAUCAUGGUCGAUCGUCACAAACCGUUGUUCAUGAGCCGCCGCCGAAUGAAACUGAAGACUCUUUGUUGAACUAUUUCCUUCGACCAUACCCAGAAACGAUGGAGAAAAUGAGAGACGAUGUAGAUUUGGAUGUAGAAGAAGUGAGAGAUGAUGAGGAACAUGAAUAUGAAAUGGGAAGCGAUCAAUGGUUGGCAAUGCUUGAAGAGGAGUACGAUAAGAAAAUCGAUGAGGAGAAGCGACCGGGUUACGUCUACGUGGCCGAAUAUUCUCUUCUCUAUGGAUUGCUACGAUUGCCGCCCGACUACCGACUGAAGCACAGCAUUCCACAAAUGACGAUACGGAUUGACGCUGAUUCAACCUGUUUCGGAACGCAAAAUUGGCGAAAUUUGUUGCUGUCGACGGUUGGUUACGAGGAGAGUAUCAUCUCAAGUCUACGGCAAUUAGCGAAAAAAGAAAAGGAUACAGGUUAUUUACACGAUCUGCGCACUAACGAGCACUACCAUUUCGUGACAAUCGUCACCGGGAAACAAUCCUACGUGAUCGCUUUCUGCAUUCUGCUCAUCUUUACUUUUGCCAUCUCGAUGCUCCUUCGCUUCUCUCACCAUCAAAUUUUCCUCUUCAUCGUCGAGUUGUUGCACAUGUUCGAAGUGAAUCAGACGAUCGUUUUCCCAGCGGCUCCGCUGUUGACCGUGAUCUUGGCGCUUGUCGGAAUGGAGGCAAUCAUGUCGGAAAUGUUCUCGGAUACGACCACCGCUUUCUACGUGAUUCUCAUCGUUUGGAUGGCCGAUCAAUUUGACGCGAUUUGUUGUCAUACGCCGAUCAGUAAACGAUACUGGUUGAGAUUCUUCUACUUGUACCAAUUUUUCUUCUACGCUUAUCAAUAUCGUUUCGGUGGUCAACACGGGACACUGGCCCUCAUCACGACAACCGCUUUCACUUUGCAUUCAAUGAUCUACUUCUUACAUCACUACGAGAUCCCGUUGAUACUCUAUCAGGACAGCCUGCAGAGGAUACUUUCCGAUGUACAGCAUAAUCCGCGACCAGAGACAGCGACGGGAAACGGUGACCCAACCGCUCCCACAGCAACACCUCAUCGACUGAUCCUUCACCUCCAUCAAUUAAGGCUCAUUAGGAGAAAUAAUCUGCCUGUGCAGCACGUAAAUCCACCAACGCUUACAACAGGAAUGGCUGCAGCCACCGAAACGAGACAAACUGAGAUGGUUCAGAUUCUACCAACAAGUGAUGGUGGAGCGAUGGGCAUCGCUGAACCGAUGCCGAUGGAAACCGAGGCACCAAUCGCUCAACAAGACGAAUUAUUUGAGGAAACGGCUCAAAAUGAGUCAUCGCAUGCAUUCUCUGAUGACUCAUUUGAGUUGAUUCGAGAUGUCUCCAAUCGGGUAGCUGACGAGUUGGUCAACAGCGUUUUUCGCGACGUGGUUGAGGGCUCA